GUUGGAAUUAACUUUUCAACUUCUAAAAAAAAAAAAACAAUAUGAACGUAUUACAGUUUCCGAGAUCCCUGUACAAAACAACAAAAAAAAAUCAACCUGUAUAAUUCUGAUACUUCCGUAAUUUUUGAUAAAUUGAAUUACUGCAUGCUGCUAACUAUGAAAAUAACACUCAUUGGGGAUAAACCGUUUUAAAAUUAUUAAAAUAAAAAUGAACACUUUGUAUAGUAAAAAAAUAAUAGGUUAGUUCCAAAUUGACUAGAACCAGUCACAUGAUUAAGAUGCAAUUGUUCAUUGAUUAUAAUCAGUUUCUGAUGACCUAAUAAAAGAUUAACAUUUUUCUACAUGUCAAUGUCUCUAUGAUAAGGAAAAAAUAUGAGCAGCUUAACAGACAUCGAUUCGAAAGAAACGAUCGAUAACCCAGAGGAUAUCACCGAAAAAUUCUACAGAAUCGCCGCUAAGUAUACGUUCAAUACUACCAAACCGAUACCCUAUAAAGAAACCGAUGAUGGUGGAAUAAUCAGUUGUACGGAAGUGUCCGCAGACAGACCACCCAACUUGUUUUUCCUAUUUAAAAGGCAAAAGGGCAAAGCCACCGUACUUAUUUUGGAUAAAGUUAUGUACAGAAAUCUCUUUCUGGAAUCAAACACACUCAAAGUACUGCAGGAAACUUUGGAAGGAUACAAAUACCUGAAGACGUUAAAAUUGGAAUUUUGCGGUCUAACGGGCGAGGAAAUUAGAAUGAUCGAUAAAAUGCUAAAACAAUUCGAUUGUGUCGACGAAAUCAGCGUCAAUGGUAACCCAAACAAGGAUCAGAAUUUCUGCAGGCUGUUGAAACACAAGGUGAAGUGGCUGUCGCUCAAAUUGUGCGGCAUAACUCCCCACGGGGCCAGAAGGAUAUGCAAGGAGCUGCGCCAGCCGGACGAAAACCCCCUGACGCACCUCAACCUGGCCUCGAAUUUGCUCUUCGACGAAGGCGUCGUGUUUAUCGCGAAAAUGCUGAGGAUAAAUAGGAAAAUAAUAUCGUUGAAUUUGGCCGAUAACAAAAUCAGAAAGGAUGGGCUCUUGGAACUGCUGGUGCCUUUGCAGCGAUUCGAACUGACGCAUUUCGAAACGGUAACUAGGAGGUACUUCAAGUUCGAUUACCAGAAAAGAUUAAUUGAACCUUCACAGGCAGAUGAUAGAAGCAACAGGUAUUAUGGAAAGCACAAAAUACAGCGGUUCGGAUCGGAUCCAAAUAAUACUCAAAAACCGCAAACCAUUUUGAAAGGAUCGUUGAAGACGAAAGCGCCGGCAAGAGCAGCAGAACUUCCUCAACACCCUUUCAUACAAGACACUUUCGAAGACAUUGAAAACGUUUAUUGCCUCGGUAACAACAUCCUGAUAAAUUUGAAUUUGUCUUAUAAUAAUCUAAACGACGACGUUGCUCCUAAUAUCAUAGACAUGCUUAAAUAUCAAUUGAAUCAACUGGAUUCGACAGAUUGCAGUAAGAUGGGUUUAAUACGUUUAACGCUUACAGGAAAUAACAUUUCACGAGAUUAUUUGCUUAAAAUUAAGGCGUGCUUACAAGACAAACCCUGCCUGAGCUCAUAAUUUUAAAACAAUUACAGCUUGACGCAAACAUCUACAGGCAUAACCUGCGCAAUUUUAAGUGAUAAAUACAUGGUGGCAACCAUUGCGCAGCUUAUUUUAAUAAGUACAUAACUGUACAAUGUUUUAUAAAUAAUGUAAUACUUGGAAUUAAUAAAGAGAAUUGUAAUUAUUAUAGUGGAAGACGGGUUUUACUAUAUUAAAU
Messenger RNA from Phyllotreta striolata, 1792 nucleotides. NCBI's taxonomy places the organism in Eukaryota, Metazoa, Arthropoda, Insecta, Coleoptera, Chrysomelidae. The record is from the annotation of a GenBank genome assembly.